Maniola jurtina (meadow brown) is the source of this 4371-nucleotide messenger RNA. RefSeq names its product espin (gene f). Lineage: Eukaryota; Metazoa; Arthropoda; Insecta; Lepidoptera; Nymphalidae. The transcript is spliced from 15 exons. Gene Ontology annotation, molecular function: actin filament binding. Gene Ontology annotation, biological process: actin filament bundle assembly. Bases 56 to 3616 code for a protein of 1186 amino acids. Gene Ontology annotation, cellular component: cytoplasm. The record is from RefSeq and is a predicted model, not a curated record.
CAUCAUUUAUGCGGUUAUAUUCGCGCACACCUGUCCGCCGUUCGGAGCCGUCUAGAUGACGAAUAAGGAGAAAAAUGGGAAGAUGGCAAAGGAAAGGUCCAAUGACAGCUGCAGUGCUAUCGCGAGGAUCUUAAAAGACUUCUGCAGCUGCAAGGAGAACGCGGCCUGGUCCCCGGACAUGACGUCAGACAGAAAAGGGCCAUUUCUUAAAAGCGAGCUAACAAACAUGUCAGCCAUGCGUAGAAGAAUAAUGUCGAUUGCGAAGCGGAAAAAUCGAAACGUCUCGCCGGAACCAAAAGUGAGCUGCCACAACACUUUUGACAAUAAAUCGACCCUGACCUCAAAUCUCAUCAACACGGUGAGCUCACAAAACAGUACAAUAAAACGGAACAUCGACAAUUUCCUCAUUUCGCGACGAAUGGUCGCGCUCGACGAAGACAUAUACGAGAAACCGAUACAAGUUAAACAUUCUACCUGUGGAGACAACUGGUCACUCAGUAAAGCGUGGAAGAACAAUAAUUUAGAUUUCUUCAAUCGAUCGCCAACGCUGGAAACUAAUCGAUUAAUCGAAAGGAGCAGCACUUUGGAGAGGAUAGACGAAGUGCCGAAAAUAAAAAAGAAAGAUAGAAAACAGAAGGAACAACUAAGGUACGACAGAAAUAUUAAAAGGCAUAUUAGAAUACGUGUGAUGCUGUCCUUAAGGAUGAGGAGGUACGUGAAGAAAAGGUUAAGAAAGCAACCGCUGUUAGUGUCUACGACUCAAAACGUUAACGUUCCUCCAAGAAAAUUCCCUCGUGGUACAUCAGCGACUUCUAGUUUUGGUACGCGAUCGUACCGUAGUGUUUUGACUGAUAAAAAUAGUGACGGGACAGUGUUGUUCGAUAUACAUGAAGCGAGAAAUUCUACAUUAGAGCUGUGCCACGAUUAUGAAGACGACCUCGACACGCUGGACAUUGCAUUGCGCGCCGGUAAUUUUAGGAGCGGUCGACUGGCUGUCGAGGGGUGGUGGUGCGGACGCGCGAUGGCGGGCGGGCGCGCCAACAACGGAGCCCUAGCGCUGCACUACGCGGCCGCGAGGGGCUGCCUGGACUGCGUGCGGCUGCUGGCCAACACUACACCUGACGUGUCUGCUAACACGGCGAUGGACAAUGACGUCACGCCGGUAUACCUCGCCGCGCAAGAAGGUCACCUGGCUGUACUGAAAUACUUGGUACUAGAGGCUGGGGGAAGACUGGACGCGCGCGCUCGCGAUGGGAUGCUGCCAAUACAUGCAGCGGCACAGACUGGCUGCCUGGACUGUGUUAAAUGGAUGAUAGUGGAACGCGGUGUGGACCCUAACGCAAGAGACGGUGAUGGAGCUACGCCCCUCCACUUCGCCGCAUCAAGGGGACAUCUUUCCACAGUGCGGUGGCUUCUCCGCCAUGGUGCCAGACUCCAUCUGGACAGGCAUGGCAAGAGCCCCAUCAAUGAUGCUGCAGAGAAUCAUCAUUUGGAGUGCUUGAACGUGCUGGUAGCUGCAGGGGCUGCUGGUGCAGACAACAAGCAACUCUCCUCAUAUAAGGCGAUACACGCUUGUGCCUGUGCACCAGGGGAGGCUAGAUGUGCCUUACCAAACUGCAUCAAUGCAAACGGAAGUCGUACGCCAUUCUACUUACACCCACCAGAGAGAGAAAGACUCAGUUCCACGCACGAGCGUCGAGGCUCUCUGUCAUCUACUGUUGGCUCUAUAGGCUCAGCGCGUUCUGGACCGGCCGAUGGACUGUAUAUCAACCCUAUGCAAAGGACUUCGGCUAGCGUGACACAUCACAGCUCUUCGGGGGAAGAAAGUUCUGCAUGUUCGGCAUCAGAAACGGAGACAACCACCACUGGGGGGUGGUUCCUUCACAACGGCAACACCAAUGCACCAGCGGCCUUGUACCAGAGAGUGAGGGAAUUGUUCCACUCGCGCUCCCCCGGCCCGAGGGUGCCGGCUGAAGGCCAGGAAGCUCCUAUUAUGACUGUAAAGGCAGAAGUCCACGGCACCACAGAAAAAACUCAAGUUCAAGAGAACUCUGACAGUGACAGCGGCGCCGAGGCCACACGGCGUGAUCAUCACUACGAAGACAUUUACUUGCCGAGAGAAGAGCAUCAGAGAAGAAGGAGCAGUUCCCGCGACUCCGGCAGCCACAGCAGACCCGGCAGUGCCGCGUUGGUCGUCGACUACACCACCAAGGAACACACUGAAACAUCAAACAAAGCAUAUGAAGAGGUAACUCCACCACCCUCAGAAAUCCAAACGAAGUCCUCCAUAGCAACAAAACUCGCAGCCUUCACACACAAGGCUCAGAACUUUGCCAAUCGCAUAUCAUCAGCGGCUGGCAGUCGUCGCGCCUCCGUAACAGAAGAAGCAGUAGUGGUCCAAGCCUCCGCAUCAUCAGGCGUGUCCUCUAUCGGCUCCUCAGGAGGAAGCUCAAGCGACGAGGCCCCACCACCUCCACCCCCACCCCUGCCACCAGUAGUGCUGGAAGAACCAGCCCUGAAACCCUCUGAACUUAAAAGUAGGCUGGCGGGGAGACGCGGCUCGGCGGCCUCAGCAGACGACGAGCGGCCGCGGGCACCCAACCUCGUGAACAAGCAGCCCGCGCUCCCCUUCGUGCCACCGGCGUUCCCGCACAACGCGCCCGACCGCCUCAUCAAACCCUCGGAGUACUUGAAGACAAUCACGGCGCCGUGCAAGCGCGACGACGGCGCGGCGGAGGCCCGCCCGCCCCCGCCGCCGCCAGUCCCGGAGAACAUCCCGCCGCCGCCCCCGCAGCCGCCCCUGUCGCACCAGCCGCUAGCCGCCAUCAGCACCGCCGACCUGUCCUCCGUCCGGCUCAAGACGAUCGCUACCAAGACCUUGUCAGCACCGCCGCCCGCCCGAUCCGUCAGCUUGCAAUGCAUCCCGAGCGCUGCGGACUUCAGAACGGCGAAAACGGACCUGAUAGAGGAACUGAAGAUGUCCAAAGACAUAACUGGGAUAAGGAAGCUGAAGGUGGAGCGAGCGAGGCGGGAGAGUUUGCAGGACAAGGAGACUUUCACCGAGUUCACCAAACGCUUCACUGCGGAGAACUUUGUUGAUCAGGGCUUUUCGCAGAUCCCCGAGCGAGACACGGCGGGUAACAUCAUACCGGCGUGGAAGCGGCAGAUGCUGGCGCGGAGAGCUGCGGAGAAGGCGCGGAAAGAUCUGGAGAAGGAGCUAGCGGGAGAGGCGGAGAGACGGAGAGCUGCGUCUGUGCCUGCGUGGAAGAGGCAACUGCUUGCUAGGAGGGAAGAAGCGGAGAGCCGAUUACGACAAUCACUAUACACUCCAAAAGUUGAGGAAUCAAAUGAGAUUUGCAAGCCAAAUGGCGAAUGGCGCGCUUACCCAAGCGGCACGCAGCGCGCCGUGUCCAUAGACAACAUCACUCUGUGCUACGACGUGCAUUCAGAGCCCAUGCGCGCGCCUUCCGAAGCCAAACUGUCCACGGAACAUUGCAAUGGUCACUCAACAUCGAACGGACACCACGAACCGGUAAAGGAGGAAGAAAGCGCCAAAAUCAUCCCUUGGCGAGCACAGUUGCGCAAAACAAACAGCAAACUUAAUUUACUUGAGUAGUUAGUUAGUUAGUGAUAAGAUUGGUAAGGUUGCUGGUAAAAACGAACUACGGUAGUUUUUGUUUUUAUGGCAACAUAGUAAAAUAUAUCCAUUAUAUUUUAUAUGUUGUCCAAUUCUUUUACGUGUACUCGAUAGCUGAUAAUACUGUUUUGUUAUCUACCCACGUUUUUUAUUUUUAAAUUUCGAACGAUUAUUUUUUUCGAUAAAUGUUUAUUUACUUUUUUAAAGAUAAAUAACUAGUGUGGCUAUUCUACGAGUAUCUGUUAAUUUUUAUACCUUAGACGUAUUCUAAUGUGUGAAAAUUAAAUUGUGUAGUAACUAUUUACUUUUUUAUUUUUUGUAAUUUAAAAAAAUUUAGUGAUUAUUAAACAAAGAUUUUUGAGAUUUUUAUACUUUAAUAAAAAUAAUGUAAAGAAAAUAAUAUUAAGCGAAACAUAAUUAUUAUUAUUAUUACGAUGUAAAAAUGUAAAUCUUUUAACAUUCUUUAACGUUUGUUUAAUCGUAAACUUAAAUAAAUUCAGAUCGUCAAUUUAACUUCUAACAUUAAUAUUUUAUUUUAUUGUUUUAAAAAACUGAAAAAAUAUUUAAUAGUUUUUAGAUAAUAAUAAGUAACAUACUAAUAUGCAAGUGAUAUAAUUGUUGCAAUAUUAGUUUUAAGCUUAACAGAGGCUUCUGCUAUAAACGAUCAUACUUGUAGUUACGAUUAUGUAAGUUAUAAAUGAUUACGAUUGUUAAUAAAAACCUGUUGCUUAAAA